Messenger RNA from Brassicogethes aeneus, 2304 nucleotides. Lineage: Eukaryota; Metazoa; Arthropoda; Insecta; Coleoptera; Nitidulidae. The record is from the annotation of a GenBank genome assembly.
AUGGGAUCUGAAGAAACGAGACCUUUCAUACGCAGCCUAAAAAGAAAAAAGUGCUCCUGCAGUAUACAUAACUCAAGAAAUAUAUCCGAUAUGAUAAAAACUCCAAGCCUAGAAGAUAUAAUACAAAAUGCAAGCACUCUGUCUAGAAAACUUGGGAAAAACCUUGCAAAUUUUAUUAGUAAUAUGCACAACGCAUCUAAAGAAAACCAUUCGAUUAAUCCAGGAACUAACAACAUAAGCAACGAAGAAAAUAACAACAAUUGUACCUUAUCCCCAGAAAAUUUUAGAAACACUCUAAGAAAAUGGAAAACCCUCGAGAAGGAGUAUCAAAGUUAUCUCGAAAUACAGGACUCCAUGGAAAAAACAUUGAACGUUAGAGAAUACGAAGAACCUACUUUGAAAGUUGAUCGAGAUGUAACUUUAGCCCAAACUACUUGGAAGUUGAUAUAUGACGAUAUCAGCUCCGAUCAAAACAAGGAUAAAUUCAUGGAAAUAUUGAGCGAUUGGAUAAAAAGGGAUACUAUAAUUGGUGUUAAGCCCCCGCCUACAACUUUUUCCAGCACCCCUAUAAAGAAUAACAUACCUGAGUGUAGCUUGGAUUUAAGUAAAAUAUAUAGUAAUGCUUCAUCGGAGCAAGAUUGCCGUAUUUUGGAUGAAACUCCAAAGACUUCAUCUUCAUCGUCCAAUUCCAUCAAUACCAACAAUAUAGAAGUCUCUUCAUCGGAUAACUUGGAUACUGGAUAUCCAAGCUCAUCAGAUUCAGGAACCAACUGUGAUUACGAGGAUAACUCCCUUAAAAGCAAUGAUAUGAUGUUAAAUUUCGCCGAUAAAUCAGAUAGUCUGCUUACCACUCUUUAUGACUCAAAAAACCCUAAUAAUCUAACCUACGCAAACCUACACGUCCACUCAGAAAAUAUCGACGAUUCCUCCAUAAUACAAGACCUGAUUUUGACCAAAUUCGAGGACAAAAUCGAGUACCAAAAAAUCAAAAAAACAAAUAGAAGAAAAUCCCAAAAAUCAUUCAAUAGCGAUGUAUAUGAAUCGAUAGCAAGUAUUGGAAGUAGCAUUCAAGAAUAUGACGAAAAGGAAUUUUUGGCGAUAGCUUUAUGUGAUCAAAUAGAAACUGAGCAACAUACGCAAGCAGCACCAAGUGUCAACACUAACGAGAUAUCGGAUUUAAUAUCGAAUGAAUAUUAUUAUUACGAUGAAAAUAUUCCAGUGCAACACAGAAGGCUUUCUGAAGAUGUGUCCUAUGAAGAAACCAAUAUAUCGUACAUAGAAGAAAUCAAGCAACAACUGGACGUAAUACAACAAAUCAAGAAAGCGUUGCUUGUCUGCAAUACCAAUAAAGAGCUCAUUGGCAGCAGAGAGCACAUUGAAGCUGAAAAACUUCUUUUGACAGCAACAUCCAAAUACAAUGUUCUUCUCAGUUCGGUAAAAACCUCAAGAAAACAAGAAAGACCGGCACCUUGUGCCACUAUGUACAUAAAAGAUUUAACGUUCAAAAUAAAGCCAGACUAUGUUUUGGAUUACACAUACUAUUAUAUGUGUAUUUUAAAAGCUGGGCCACAAGUUAAAUGGACAAACAUCGAAAUGUCAAAAGGAAGUGCAGUUAAAUUCUAUAACGAUGUUAUCUUCGAAAGGCUGACUCCAGACUCACAAGUUACUUUGGAAGUAUAUUCUCUAAAAGUUAAAAAUGAAGUACAGGUUUCAAAUCAUGUUUGUGGGUCCAUAAAUAAGUCUUUCAGUAAACUUUUUUCAAGAAGAAGAUCCUCGGGUGUAAAUAUAAAUCCAAACACGAGUUUUGAGCCCAUUGGAACCUCAACUUUAUCCAACGUUUUAUCAUCAGAACUUUAUGAAUUAUCAACUUCGGGAAUGUCUGAAAUCGAUGAUAAAUUUUCGGCUUCCGUAGAAAUAUGUUUGAACCUAAAAUACGACUUUAAAGGAUUUUUAACUAUAAGAAAGGACGAUGUGAAAGCAUCAUGGGUCAGGAGAUGGUGUAGCCUUAAAGAUGACAAACUCUCAUUUUGGAGCCAUCCUACAGAAGAGGUCACCAUGGAACCAAGAGGAUUCUUGGACUUGAGAUGCAGUACAGGGCAAGCAAUUUCCUCCAAUUUAAAUAUUUGUUCAAGGCCAAGAACUUUGGUUUUGGAGUUGCAAAAUUCUGGGGAACCGACGAUGAAAACAACCUACUUUUUGGCGGCCGAUAAUGGCGAGGAUUUUCACGAGUGGCAGUACAGGCUUAAUUCCACAGUUAGGGCUUUAAAGUGUUGGCAGCAAAUGUUCAAUGGGGUCUCAGAAUAG